Messenger RNA from Saimiri boliviensis boliviensis (Bolivian squirrel monkey), 1547 nucleotides. RefSeq names its product glycosyltransferase 6 domain containing 1 (gene GLT6D1). The record is from RefSeq and is a predicted model, not a curated record. Gene Ontology annotation, cellular component: vesicle; Golgi apparatus; membrane. Gene Ontology annotation, molecular function: hexosyltransferase activity. NCBI's taxonomy places the organism in Eukaryota, Metazoa, Chordata, Mammalia, Primates, Cebidae. Gene Ontology annotation, biological process: carbohydrate metabolic process.
CUCCUGGGUCAAGAUGACUUCCUCAUCAACACCUCAUUCUGUGUUCACAGCCCUGCAGUGGAGAGAUUUAUUGCUUUUCUUUUAUGCAAUCAAGUCAGACUUCAAUUUGAACACGGGGAGGAACAGAUUGUGUGUGCAGCUGGCCCACAGGAGCAGUCAGCCCCGGACACUGGAAGGAGAACUGAGGCUUUCCUGACUCAAGUUGCUGCCUUCUGAUAGCUGAACAUUCUAGAAGUAACCUCUAAGGAGAGAAUGAAUUUGAAAAGAAUGCUGUUACUGGUUUUAUUUGUUUUUUCACUGAUGUUGGUUAAGCGUUAUUUCAGGAAUUGCCAUGUAGAAGAGCUUCAGCUCUCAGACUGGUUUCAACCUAGAAAACGCCCCGAUGUCAUAACCAAAACAGACUGGCUAGCUCCCGUCCUAUGGGAGGGGACUUUUGACAGGCGGGUUCUGGAAAAACAUUACAGACGGUGCAAUAUCACCGUGGGCCUGGCCGUCUUUGCUACUGGCAGGUUUGCAGAAGAGAACCUGAGGCCGUUCUUGCACUCCGCAAAUAAGUACUUCAUGACAGGUUACCGAGUGAUCUUCUACGUCAUGGUGGACAGCUUCUUCAAGCUGCCCCAGAUAGAGCCCAGUCAUCUUCGAACGUUCAAAGUGUUUAAAGUGAGCACCGGGAGUGGGCGGCCCGACGGCUCCCUGGAGCCCAUGAAGAGCCUGGGUGAACACAUCGUCAGUCACAUCCAGGGUGAGGUGGACUUUCUCUUCAGCAUGGCUGCCAACCAGGUCUUCCAGAGCGAGUUCGGGGUGGAGACCCUGGGCCCCAUGGUGGCCCAGCUCCACGCCUGGUGGUAUUUCAGGAACACCAAGAACCUCCCUUACGAGAGGAGGCCGGCCUCAGCAGCUUGCAUCCCAUUUGGACAGGGGGAUUUCUAUUAUGACAGCUUGAUGGUUGGUGGCACGCCUCAGAAUAUUUUAGAUUUCAUCGAAAAUUAUCUGAAUGGAGUUAUCCAUGACAACAAAAAUGGACUCCAUAGCACCUAUGAAAAGCACCUCAACAAAUAUUUUUACCUGAAUAAACCCUCCAUGCUAUUAUCACCAGAAUACAGCUGGGAUCUUGCAUUUUCUCCUCCUCCAGAGAUCCAGUACGUCAAGGUGGCACAUGCUUCCCACAGGAAAUUAUGAUUACGCCGUGAGGUUUAUGACGAACAAAUGAAUCGCAGCAAUUUCUUAUAAAUGUGAGACUUCUUAAAACCUUCCAUUUUUUAGAGACAUAAACAUUUACAUCCUUCCAAAAUAAAUGUUUCCUCUUGCCAUGUUGAGCCAUCUUAUUUGGCCAAUAUAGAAUAAAGAAUAAAAGGCUCAUUACUUAAUACACAGUAAUAUUAUUAUCUAUGUAUUGUAGAUAAUGCAGAAAUACUUUUGACAUAGAAUGAAUUUUUUUAAUUUAAAAAUAUUAAAAAUUUUAAUAUUUUUAACUCUAGUUUAGAAAAAAUAUUCACAAAAUGGAAAAGUCUUACAUGCAAAGGAAAAAAAUAAGUUCUAGGCCACUC